Zophobas morio is the source of this 912-nucleotide messenger RNA. Its product is annotated as chymotrypsin-like. The transcript has 3 exons. NCBI's taxonomy places the organism in Eukaryota, Metazoa, Arthropoda, Insecta, Coleoptera, Tenebrionidae. Gene Ontology annotation, biological process: proteolysis. The record is from RefSeq and is a predicted model, not a curated record. Gene Ontology annotation, molecular function: serine-type endopeptidase activity. The coding region runs from base 45 to 872 and encodes 275 amino acids.
UAUAAAUACCAGAACUACUCCCAUCUACUCCCAGUUCCGGCAUCAUGAAAGUCGUCUUUGUCCUAGCACUAGCAGCCUUAGUGUCGGCGGGCCCUAACCGUCCCAAGGUUGCCGACAUUGUUGUCAAAAAUGUAAAAUGGGAGCCCAGCCCCCGAAUUAUCAACGGCCACGAAGCUGUCCCUCACUCUCUUCCCUACAUGGUUCAUCUUCUAUUUGUUGCAUCCAGUUCUGCGUGGAUGUGUGGUGGUGCUCUUAUUUCGGAAAACUACAUCCUAACAGCAACUCAUUGUGGACGUGGAGCGGAAAGAGUUUACGUGACCCUGGGUGUUCACAAUACUUCAGCUGCAGAACCCACUCAAGUCAAGCAGACAGUUCCCGGUGCCAACAUUAAACUUCAUGAAGAAUACGGGUCAGACAGUGUAGCCAAUGAUAUAGCAGUCAUCAGAUUAAAUUCUCCUGUUAGUUUGACUGAUGCCAUUCAAAUUGUUGGUUUGCCGACGCGAGCUGAUGUCGAGAAUGACUAUUUAAAUGCUGUGGCCACUGCCAGUGGUUGGGGUUCGACUGACGGUUAUGAAUUUAAGGUUUCUGAUGUACUUAAUUACAUAGUAGUCAGGGUUAUUAGCGACCGGGAGUGUCAGGACGCAUUUGCCCCAGUAAUACCGCCUAAAACUUUAUGCACGUCAGGAGAGCACCUAACUAGUGUUUGCGCUGGAGACUCUGGCAGCCCUCUUGUUACGGACGGUGUGGUGAUUGGAGUGUCAGCUUUUGUGUCAACACAUUGUCAAGCUAGGUUUCCGUCUGGAUGGACGAGGGUUACGGACUUUUUGGACUGGAUCGCAGACAAUACAGAUGUCGAAAUCGCAAAUAAGUGAAAACUCUUUGUCUAAAUAAAGAUUAUAGUCAUGUUCUUAA